This is a messenger RNA of Arachis ipaensis, 819 nucleotides long. The record is from RefSeq and is a predicted model, not a curated record. Lineage: Eukaryota; Viridiplantae; Streptophyta; Magnoliopsida; Fabales; Fabaceae.
AUGGAAAAACCGGAUGUCUUUCAGCCUAUCCCUGUUAUCCUUAAUGGCUCCAACUAUGCACAUUGGGUUGAAGCUAUGCGAGAAUUUCUUAAAGGGCGAAAAUUAUGGCGAUAUGUGACUGGUGAUAUUGCCUGUCCUGUUAAGCCAAAUGUGACUGACAAAUCCAAAGAUGGUGCCUCCAAAUCCAAGGAGGAUGCUAAGAAGGACUUUUUUGGGUGUUUUGAAACUGCUAAAGAGGUAUGGGAUCAUUUGGCAAAAUGUUACACUAUUUCUGAUCUCUCUCAUCAGUACCAACUGCUUAAGGAACUUCAUAGCCUUAAGCAAGAACGUGGCCAAGCAAUUUUUUAUUUUCUUGCUCAGAUGGAGAUUAUUUGGGAUCAGUUGACCUCUUGUGAGCCUGUUCUUAAAUAUCCCGCUGAUGCUAAGGCAUAUGAGGAUUAUCAGAACCGGACACGUCUCAUCCAAUUUCUUAUGGCACUUACUGAUGACUAUGAGCUGGUUAGGGCUUCUCUUCUUCAUCAGAAUCUCUUGCCGAGUCUUGAAGAUGCUCUUCCUCGUCUUAAGUCUGAAGAAACACGCUUGGGAUUGCUUCGUUCUAAAAGUGAAACCGUCUUUGCUGCCACCGACAGAAAGGGCAAAAUCUGUCGAAACUGUAACCGGCCUGGGCAUUCCUUCUCUGACUGUCCUUCUAUUGAAUGUCGUAAGUGCAAACAAAAAGGCCACAUUGGCUCUAAUUGCCCGAAACUGUUCUGCCAUUAUUGUAAGCUCUCGGGUCACUUGAUUGCUACCUAUCCUACUAGACCACCACGUUCAGAUUAG